AUGAGCGUGUCUGAAAACAAGAAAGAAACGGACGGCGGUCUUUACGAGACUGUGAAGGUCGUAGUUCAGGCACUGCUUCUUGCCCUUAUUGUGCGGACGUUCCUUUUCCAGCCAUUCAACAUUCCCUCCGGAUCCAUGAAGGAUACGUUGCUGAUCGGCGACUAUCUGUUCGUCUCCAAAUACAGCUAUGGCUAUUCGCGCUAUUCGUUUCCAUUCGGGAUUGUUCCGUUUUCAGGAAGGAUCUGGUCCGAGGAACCCGAGCGUGGUGACGUAGCGGUGUUCAAAUUGCCGACAGACACCUCAAUCGAUUACAUCAAGCGCGUGAUAGGUUUGCCAGGCGAUACGAUCCAGGUUCUGGAAGGCGUGGUCCAUAUCAAUGGAGAGCCCGUCAAGCGGGAGCAAAUCGAUGACUAUAUCGAGACUUCACCAUCCGGUGCAGUCCGCCGCGUUCCCCGCUUCCGUGAAACCCUGCCAAACGGCGUUUCUUACGACACACUCGAACUGACGACACGCGGGCAAUUGGACAAUACGCGUGAAUACGAGGUGCCGGAAGGUCACUUCUUCAUGAUGGGCGAUAACCGGGACAACUCGAUUGACAGCCGGGUUCUGGCCAAAGUCGGAUAUGUGCCACUUGAAAAUUUCAUGGGACGCGCCGAAAUUCUGUUCUUCUCGGUUGGUGACGGUAAGCCGGCGUGGCACAUCUGGAGCUGGCCAUGGACAGCAGCCUUGCAGUACGAGUUCAGUGAUCUUGAGCUUCUCAGGGUUGCCCUGACACACGCAAGUGCCCUUGCCCCGUCAGAAACCGUAUCAGGUAGCUAUCAACGGCUCGAAUUCCUUGGCGACCGUGUGCUCGGCCUUGCAAUUGCUUCCAUGCUGCACUUGCAUUUUCCAAAGGCGGAUGAAGGAGAGCUCGCUCGGCGAUUCAACCACAUGGUCAAACGCGAAACCUGCGCCGAAAUCGCGCAAGAGCUCGGCGUCGGCGAUGCCAUGCGGAUCGGACUAGCGGAAGCGCAGACCGGCGGCCGAAAAAAGACGGCACUGCUGGCCGAUAUCUGUGAGGCCGUAAUUGCCGCCAUUUACCUGGACGGCGGCUUUGAGGCGGCUGCAGACUUUGUAAAGCGCCUUUGGGAACCGCGUAUGUUAUCGUGGACGGGCCCGUUGCGCGAUGCCAAGACCACGCUGCAGGAAUGGGCUCAAUCGAAGAGCCUGCCGACGCCACAUUACGAAGUCACUGGGCGCGACGGCCCGGACCACGAACCCAGCUUUACCGUCUCGGUGAUCGUGCGGGGGCUGGCGUCCGGCGAGGGCAAGGGAGGCUCGAAGCGUAUCGCGGAACAGAACGCCGCUGAAGCAGUCUUGCGCCGGGAAGGCAACGACACAGGCGAACCGAUUGACGAGGAUGAAGGGUUUGUGCCGCCGAAAGGCCGGUUCGACAUUCCCUUGCCUGAACCGCUUGCCCAGAUGCCGAGCGACACGAAGGCCGGGUUCAUAGCUUUGAUCGGCGCUCCCAACGCGGGCAAGUCGACCCUGAUCAAUCAACUCGUCGGCACCAAGGUUUCGAUUGUCACGCACAAGGUGCAGACAACACGCUCGAUCGUACGCGGUGUCGCGAUGCACGGCUCUGCGCAACUGGUCUUCAUCGACACACCGGGAAUUUUCAAGCCGAAGCGCCGUCUCGACCGGGCAAUGGUCGACACUGCCUGGGGCGGCGCCCGCGACGCCGACCUGAUCGCUCUGCUCAUCGAUGCGCGCAAGGGGAUCGAUGAGGAGGUUGAAAACAUUCUCAAACGCCUCAAGAGCCAGUCCGCGCCCAAGGUUCUGAUCCUCAACAAGACCGAUGUCGCAAAACGGGAAAAGCUUCUGCAGCUUGCGCAAAGGGCCAACGAAUAUCUGGAAUUCGAGGAAACAUUCAUGGUCUCGGCCCUUACCGGAGACGGUAUCGCGACCAUACUCGAUCACUUCGCCUCGAAGGUACCUGAAGGACCUUGGCUCUACCCGGACGACCAGCCGUCCGACCUGCCGCUGCGUAUUCUGGCCGCUGAAAUCACCCGGGAAAAACUGUUCGAACGCCUGCAUCAGGAACUGCCCUAUAUCUCAACGGUGGAAACCGAACAGUGGCAGACACGCAAGGAUGGAUCCGCACGCAUCGAACAGACCAUCUAUGUUGAACGGAGCAGUCAGAAAAGCAUUGUUCUGGGCAAGGGCGGGCAGACGAUCAAGGCAAUCUCAAAGGCUGCCCGGGAAGAACUCUCCGACAUCAUCGAGACCCCCGUGCAUCUGUUUCUUUUCGUGAAAGUGCGCGAAAACUGGGCCGACGAUCCCGAACGCUACCGGGAGAUGGGUCUCGAAUUUCCGAAGGUAUUGGACUUGGAGUGGACCAGCCGCGGCGUGGUACUGACCACACGCAAGCACGGCGAAAACGACAUCAUUCUGGAGGCCCUGACCCUCGAUCAUGGCCGGCACCUGGGCCUUGUCCGGGGUGGCCGCUCCCAACGCAACCGGCCCUUUCUGCAACCCGGCAACGAACUGGAUCUGACCUGGAAAGCGCGCCUGGCGGAUCACCUCGGGCAUUUCCAGCUCGAAGCGCAGACACUGCGUGCCGGCGAACUCAUGACGACAGCGAUCGGCCUCGCCAGUCUGCAGCACCUCGCAUUCCUUUUGCGAUUACUGCCGGAACGGCACCCCUACCCGCACCUUUACGACGCCCUGAACGUGGUUCUGGAGCAUCUUGACGAACCCGAUGCCGCAGCCGCUCUGCUGAUCCGUUUCGAACUGGAACUGUUGCGGGACCUUGGAACCGGCCUUGAUCUGGAGGCUUGCGCCGCGACGGGCCAAAAGGAUGAUCUGGUCUAUGUCUCGCCCAAAUCCGCGCGUGCGGUCAGCCGGGAGGCCGGCAAGCCCUAUCACGACAAGUUGCUUCCCCUGCCCUCGUUUCUUGUCGAUGGCCAGCGCCAGGCUGGAAGUGAGCUGACAUGGACCGAUGUCACGCAAGGCUUUGAGCUGACAAGCUUCUUCGUAUCACGCCAUUUACGGGAGCGUGACGGUACCGACGGUGGCACACGCGAGCAGGUCAUGAGCGCCCUGGAACGACGCUACCGAGAGAAUUUUCCCUGGAAUUUCCUAUAG
This is a messenger RNA of Effrenium voratum, 3126 nucleotides long. Lineage: Eukaryota; Dinophyceae; Suessiales; Symbiodiniaceae. The record is from the annotation of a GenBank genome assembly.